Messenger RNA from Prionailurus viverrinus (fishing cat), 3616 nucleotides. RefSeq names its product junctional adhesion molecule 3 (gene JAM3). Gene Ontology annotation, molecular function: protein heterodimerization activity; protein homodimerization activity. The transcript has 9 exons. Gene Ontology annotation, biological process: angiogenesis; cell adhesion. Lineage: Eukaryota; Metazoa; Chordata; Mammalia; Carnivora; Felidae. The record is from RefSeq and is a predicted model, not a curated record. Bases 52 to 984 code for a protein of 310 amino acids.
CGGGGAAGCCUAGCUGCGCCGCGCGUCCGCGGCCCCUCAGCUCCCCUAGACAUGGCGCUGAGGCGGCGGCCAGCGGUCCGGCUCUGCGCCCGGCUGUCUGACUUUUUCCUCCUGCUGCUUUUCAGGGGUUGCUUGAUUGGGGCUGUGAAUCUCAAAUCCAGCAACCGAACCCCAGUGGUACAAGAAUUUGAAAGUGUGGAACUUUCUUGUAUCAUUACGGAUUCACAGACAAAUGACCCCAGGAUUGAAUGGAAGAAAAUUCAAGAUGACCGAACUGCAUAUGUGUUUUUUGACAACAGAAUCCAGGGAGAUUUGGCAGGUCGUGCAGAAUUAUUGGGUAAAACGUCUUUAAGGAUCUGGAAUGUGACCCGGACAGACUCAGCCCUUUAUCGCUGUGAAGUGGUUGCUCGAAAUGACCGCAAAGAAAUUGAUGAGAUUGUCAUUGAGUUAACUGUGCAAGUGAAGCCGGUACCUCCUGUGUGCAGAGUACCAAAGGCUGUACCCGUGGGCAAGACAGCCACGCUGCAGUGCCAGGAGAGUGAGGGCUUCCCCCGGCCUCACUACAGCUGGUAUCGAAAUGACGUGCCGCUGCCCACAGAUUCCAGAGCCAAUCCCAGAUUUCGAAACUCCUCUUUUCUCUUAAACUCUGAAACAGGCACUCUGGUUUUCAGUGCUGUUCACAAGGAAGACUCUGGGCAGUAUUACUGCAUUGCUUCUAAUGAUGCAGGCUCAGCCAGAUGUGAGGAGCAGAUGAUGGAAGUCUAUGACCUGAACAUUGGUGGCAUUAUUGGGGGGAUCCUGGUGGUGCUUGCUGUACUGGCCCUGAUAACAGUAGGCAUCUGCUGUGCAUACAGACGGGGUUACUUCAUCAAUAAUAAGCAGAAUAGUGAAAGUUACAAGAGUCCGGGGAAGUCAGAUGGAGUUAACUAUGUCAGGACAGAGGAAGAGGGCGACUUCAGACACAAGUCAUCAUUUGUGAUCUGAGAUCUGACGGUGUGGCUGAGGGAGCACACGCAAAUACCUCCACCAGAAACUCCUAUCAAGAACAGCCCGGGGCCAAGUGCACUUGGACAGAGCUACACACUUGCGCAAAAGCUUUUUGUUUGGCCAAAGUUGACUGCUACUUCUUUCUUACUUUUUAACAAGCCACAUAAAUAAAAGAAGUUCCCUCCAGCUGGGCCCAGUCAUCAUAAGGAAAAAAAUUCUAUUUCACUGAGGCUGAUUCCCAGUCUAUUUCUGGCCUUGUUCCCACCUGAGUGUUAGGGUCACUGUGAGGCUCUUGCUCACAGAAGUUGGGCUGGGCACCAUGGGCCUCUGAAGGCAGUGUAUUUGCCACUCACUGACAUCAGCUAGGGUGAGCCCCGUGAGAGGGGCCACAGGGCAGCCACAUAGCACCAGUACUGCAGGACUUGAGAGCAUGACCCACCGUGAAACCUUGCAGCUGGAGUUUGAACCAGUCAGUCCAGAAAAGUGGCAUUUUAUGCAAUGACCUUGUUUCAUAGUGGCCCACAGUCAGCACUGUACUCAUUGUUCUUAAAGGUUCUAUUGAUCAGUAUUUUAGUGUCCUUCGUGGAAAAUCUCUUUGGAAUGUUAUUAAAACAGCUCAGAUCAGGAAGAUAUAUUGUUUGUUGGAAGAAGGGAUCUUCUCACCUGUAGGAACCCUGCUUGUCCUUUGGGGGGUGGGGUGGAUGUGUGGGAUGUUCAGUAUUUAAAGAAAACCUUCAUUUUAGGUGAAAUCUGAAAUGGUACUAAAAUCAUGUUCUGCUUUUCUAUGGGUAUUUUAUAAAAUUUUACAUUCUAAAUUUUUGCUAAAGAUGUAUUUUGGUUAUUGAAAAGAAAAUUUCUAUUUAAACUGUAAAUAUGUUGUCAGUACAGUGUUAAAUAACCUAUUUUUUUAAAAAUUUCAACUUAAGGUAGGAGUUCCAAACUACUAGUGUUAAAUUGGAAGAUAUCAAUGAUUAAAGAGUAUUUUGACCCAAGAAAUCCUCUCAAGGAGGCUUAUUGGAACAUUCCUUUUUUCCACAUAAGUAUCAGCAUUUUUCACAAGAGAACUUACGUUGGCUAUACAUCAGAUCAUUGUUACUUAGGAAACCUUAAAAAAAAAAUUCCAGUUGAAUAAUGUUAGUAUCUGUUUGCAUCUCUCCUAAAGACAUAAGGAGCUCUAAGGUUAGCUUUGAAUGGCCUCUUCACUCAAACUACCUGUGCCCAAAGACCACCCAGAACUGCUUAGACAUACAUGUGAAAUGUCAGCCAAUCCCUGGACUUGAGUCUUGUGCCCCACUCUAAAUACUGGCUACUAACAUGAAGGCUGGCCAGCAUGCGCACUGCCAUCUUUAAUGCUCAGACAGUGGCUCUAUGUUAGCUUUACUGUGUUGGACAGUUCUAAGGUGUACACUUCAGGAAGGGUAGGUGUCCUCCAUGUGGCAUCCCAACCUUUGGGUCCCCUGUGACAGAGCUCUUUUUGGUUGUGGAUGGCUCAUGAAACAAAGCAGCGGCUGCUGUUUGGUUUUAAAAUUCAUUUUACUUAUUUGUGUAGUUCCUAAGACUGUCCAGGGCCAAAGGCAGUUCUGAAAUCAACUACAAUAAUGUUUUUUAAGACAAUGAAUUCCACUAUUCCCUUUGCCAUGAAGAAAGCACAGACACCGCAGUUUGCCUCUUGCUUCACAAUAAACCAUUAUGUGGCGGCAGAGAGGCCAGCCUUUUGAAGCCGGUUGGGUAGUGCAGCCAGGGCAGAAAGCCUGAUGGUGAGAAAAGUGAAAUGCCUGAAUCAAGGCCAUUUUCUGAUUUUGAUUUUAAAGUCUUUUUCUACUCAAGACACUGCAGCUCAUUGUGUGUGGGACAUUAGAAACAUCGUUAUAAAGCCUUUGUUCUUCAAGAGCAGAUGUUCUUUGCCUCAGAUAUGUUGCUGUGUUAAACUCACAAUGUGAAGAGGUUUGAAGAAGGAGCUGCUCAGAGGAGCACCCCCCAGUUCCACUGUGUGCUUAAAGGAUGGUUUUUGGGUGGAAGGAUGUAGUCAUCUUGGUAUUAAACUUCAGUGUCUUAAUUUUUUCUACUUUGGGUUUUUUUUUUUUUUAAUUGAAUACUUGAGACUUAUGUUGACUUUUCUUUUGUAAGUUAUGUGAAUACUUUACCAUGGGGUAUUUGGCAGAAGCGGUGGGCAACUCUUCAUAAUUGCUUAAUGGUACCCAUCUUCUUUUGCAUUUGGGUCUUGAAUGCUUAGACUUAAGACUGUCCCUUCAUCUUCACCCCUAUUUGGUAGAAAGGGAUAGUGUCCCUGUUCUCUGGGAAGCAACACUUUGACUGCCAUCUUGGUUGUCAUAGUGAUAGGGCAGCCUUAUCACCUCCCUUCUUAUGACCCUAAAACCUCCUAUCCUAGUGCCAUGUGAACUGGGUCUGACAGAAGCGAGUAUGGAGUCUGGGAAGUAGUUGCCUAACGUAAAAAUAUAGGCCGUAAAGGAACAUUCAUGUGUUUUUAAAAUGUGAAUGCGACUGAAAACUCGAAGCCUCUACAAGGCUGUUGUGGCCUUUGGUGUGGCUGUUGCUGUACGUAGAGACUUGUACUAACACACCUAGAAGUUGGUAUUUGUUAAACCUCAUUUAUAAAAGCUUUAAAAAA